This is a messenger RNA of Eutrema salsugineum, 2556 nucleotides long. Its product is annotated as phenylalanine ammonia-lyase 4. The record is from RefSeq and is a predicted model, not a curated record. Gene Ontology annotation, biological process: L-phenylalanine catabolic process. Lineage: Eukaryota; Viridiplantae; Streptophyta; Magnoliopsida; Brassicales; Brassicaceae. Gene Ontology annotation, molecular function: phenylalanine ammonia-lyase activity. Bases 219 to 2345 code for a protein of 708 amino acids. Gene Ontology annotation, cellular component: cytoplasm. The transcript is spliced from 3 exons.
AAUCAAAUCAAAUUUCCUUUCUAAUCCUUUUAAUUUUUAUAACAAAAAUACAAUAGUCUUGUAAGCGCAACGUGUGAGUGAUCUUGUGUAAUAACAUCAUCACAUAGAGUGAAAGAGAUCAAGAAAAUAUCACAUUGUUUUUAACCGAAAAGAAUCUGAUUUCUGAAUCCGGGUCAUCAAAAGAUUUCAAUCUUUUCCAUUUGGUUCGGCGUUAUUCAAUGGAGCUGUGCAAUCAAAACAACAACCACAUCGCCGCCGUCUCCGACGAUCCGUUGAACUGGAACUCGGCGGCGGAAGCGUUAAAGGGGAGCCACUUGGAGGAGGUGAAACGUAUGGUGGAAGAAUACAGAAAAGGGACGGUGAAGUUAGGAGGAGAGACGCUGACGAUUGGUCAAGUCGCCGCCGUGGCAAGCGGAGGAGUGACGGUGGAGCUGGCGGAGGAGGCUCGUGCCGGAGUGAAGGCGAGUAGUGAGUGGGUGAUGGAGAGCAUGAACCGUGGAACGGACAGUUAUGGAGUCACCACAGGGUUUGGUGCAACUUCCCAUAGAAGAACCAAACAAGGCGGUGCACUUCAAAAGGAGCUUAUUCGGUUUCUGAACGCCGGAAUAUUCGGCGCCAGCGCCGGAGACACAUCACACACGUUGCCUAAACCGGCGACAAGAGCGGCAAUGCUCGUACGUGUCAACACUCUCCUCCAAGGCUACUCCGGGAUACGUUUUGAGAUUCUUGAAGCCAUUACAAAGCUUCUUAACAACGAAAUCACUCCGUGUCUCCCUCUCCGUGGCACCAUCACCGCCUCCGGCGACCUUGUUCCGCUCUCGUACAUCGCUGGACUCCUCACCGGCCGUCCAAAUUCAAAAGCCGUGGGUCCCUCCGGUGAGACUCUCACUGCUUCCGAUGCCUUUAGGCUCGCCGGAGUAUCCUCCUUUUUCGAGCUGCAGCCUAAGGAAGGACUAGCGCUUGUGAACGGGACAGCGGUUGGAUCGGGUUUGGCCUCGACGGUUCUGUUUGAAGCCAAUGUUUUGGCGGUUUUGUCUGAAGUUAUGUCCGCGAUGUUCGCUGAGGUUAUGCAAGGGAAACCAGAGUUCACUGACCAUCUUACUCAUAAACUCAAGCAUCAUCCUGGUCAGAUUGAAGCCGCAGCGAUUAUGGAACAUAUAUUAGACGGAAGCUCUUACGUUAAAGAAGCUCAACAUCUCCACGAAUUGGAUCCGCUUCAAAAACCUAAACAAGAUCGUUGCAGGUACGCGUUACGUACAUCUCCGCAAUGGCUUGGACCUCAGGUCGAGGUGAUUAGAGCAGCGACUAAAAUGAUUGAGCGUGAGAUCAACUCUGUUAACGAUAACCCUUUGAUCGAUGUGUCAAGGAACAAGGCUUUGCACGGCGGGAAUUUCCAGGGGACACCGAUUGGUGUGGCCAUGGAUAAUUCUCGUCUAGCCAUUGCUUCUAUCGGAAAGCUCAUGUUCGCGCAAUUUUCAGAGUUGGUGAAUGAUUUCUACAACAACGGUUUGCCUUCUAAUCUAUCAGGUGGGAGAAACCCUAGUCUUGAUUACGGGUUUAAAGGAGCGGAAAUAGCUAUGGCUUCUUAUUGCUCUGAGCUCCAGUUCUUGGCUAAUCCCGUGACUAACCAUGUCCAAAGCGCUGAGCAGCAUAACCAAGACGUUAAUUCCCUAGGGUUGAUCUCGAGUCGUAAAACCGCAGAAGCAGUGGAUAUCCUCAAGCUCAUGUCCACGACCUACUUAGUCGCGCUCUGCCAAGCGGUUGAUCUAAGACAUCUUGAAGAGAAUCUGAAGAAAGCGGUUAAAGCCGUUGUGAGCCAGGUGGCGAAACGGGUGUUGAUCGUUGGUGUGAACGGUGAGCUACAUCCAUCGAGGUUCACUGAACGCGAUGUCCUCCACGUGGUUGAUCGAGAGUACGUGUUCUCGUACGCAGACGAUCCCUGUAGCCUUGCUUAUCCGCUGAUGCAGAAACUUAGACACAUUCUUGUAGACCAUGCUUUAGCGGAUCCAGAACGCGAGGCUAACUCGGCGACCUCGAUUUUCCAGAAAAUCGGAGCGUUUGAGUCUGAGCUUAGGUCACUUCUUCCUAAAGAAGUGGAACGUGUUAGGGUUGAGUACGAGGAAGGAUCGUCGGUUAUAGCUAACCGUAUUAAGGAAUGCCGGUCUUAUCCGUUGUACCGGUUUGUCCGUGAUGAGCUUGAGACUGAACUGCUUACCGGAGAGAAGGUUCGGUCACCGGGAGAAGAGUUUGACAAAGUGUUCUUGGCGAUUUCUGAUGGAAAAGUUAUUGAUCCUUUGUUGGAAUGUCUCAAGGAGUGGAACGGAGCUCCGAUUCCGAUCUGUUAAAAAAUCUUAUUAACGAACUUUCUUUUCACUUACAGGAUUUGUGUUUCUUUUUCUCUUGAUUUCCACGACAUUGCACAACACUUGAAACUUACAUGUUUCUUUGUAUGAUAAAAAUGCUCUGUUUAUGUAUUGUAUCACACACACCCUAAGAUGGUGUUGGCAAAGUGGUUUACGGUCAAUUUAAAUCAAUGCAUGUUGAAGGCUUUUUACA